AUGUGUUGUGUGUUUGAACUCGCAAGCGAAGGGUGUUGUGAAAGGAAAAAGGGAAAGAGGGGAAACCCAACGACAGCGACGCGCCCAAAUAUUAGCAGCCUUACCCUACCUGAACCAGCACUCAGCACCCGCUUGCAGCACCCACUAGCAGCACCCACUCGCAGCACCGGUGUCGCCCAGCACCCGCUCGCAGCACCCGCUAUCACACCCGCUCGCAGCACCGGUGUCACCCAGCACCCGCUCGCAGCACCCGCGUCACCCCAGAACCCGCUUCCAGCACCUCGCGCCUACCACCUCCCAUCGCCUGAUUCAUGUCUGCGCCUGAUUCCUGUCUGCGCCUGCACCCCUACUUACGCCCGCGCCAGUGCUCGAAACGGUGCUCGAAACGGUGCUAGGUGCGGUGCUAGGCCGGAAACCACUUGUAUAAAGUCUAAGGAUUUCAUUUGUGUCUCCCAGAUCCCGAACUCGAAAUCCUGCCAUACUUUCGGUAUGGUUACACCAGCCCCAAUCCUAAAUGAGUCAGGCAAUAUUGCUGCCCCAAACAAAAUGGACCUUCAAAAAACACAAAAGCCGAUACAUAACUUUGACUUUGCCGGCGACUCCUCAGAUGAUGAAGAUGGGGUUGAAGGCGGUCCCUUGAACCCCGAAGCCGAGGACCUAGUGGAUCGAUGCAGCGAGCUUUUAGAUGAAGUAGAAGCAUUUCAGAAGAGCUUACGGAGGAAUAAGCUCGAGAAGGGGGUGGAGCUACGGCAUUUUCAAACUGCGGUUAAGAGCGAGUUAAGAGGAUUGCAGUCGCUUACCUUUGAGGCGCCAACUUCGUCAAAAAUUAGGCAUUCGCUAAGAAGCUCUAACCUAUCAUAUUUGGAGACUGUGUGGUUAGCUGCAAAGUCAACGACAGGUAUCAAGGGCCUUACUAAGAGCUUUACCAUCACGGAGCCUGGGGAACUGUUAGGAGAUAGUGAAAAGAGGGGAAGGCGAAAAAAGUCAUCGGUUUCAGUGGACGUUGUUGCGCAGAAUGGGUUACAGUGGAUAAAGGUUUCUACAAUAACGAAUUCUCGAGUCCUUCAUGAGAUCGCAAAAGCUGGAUGGGAGGAAUCGACAUCUCCCUACGAUUCUGAAUCCGAAACCGAAGAUACCCCCGGUCACGAUCAGGAGGAAAAUACGCAGCUAGCCACCUCUUCACUAUCUCUCAUAAAGAUGUCGAAGCUUAUGCACAAAGCAGCGGAACAAACACGGAUUCAGUACCUUCAUCCUACAGUUCUUUUCUUCCUCCCGAACAUACACCCUUCCCCUUCUACACCAGAGAUAGAUACCUUCCUCUCCGCCCUCCUUGCAACCGGCGCGCGCAUCCAGUGCGGACCCGACCUAGAUCUGAUAUCUCCAAAGCCAAGUCUUGAAACAAUGCUUCAAAGUCUCGAAUUAACUGAAUCACGCCGCUACGAGAACUUUUCGGAUGUUCUUAAUAUCGACUGUACCAUUCUUUUAGCUCUCAUAUCCGACAUUUCUAACGCGACUGUUGCUGUCGAACCUCGGUUUCAUCCGGCGAUUCUCCGACAACUGGAAUUUGAGAAGGAGUUAGCACUACUACCAAAUCUAUUGUGGCCCGCAUUGCGUGGGAGGAGAAUGGUGUGCACAAAUACGGCAAGGGAGAGAUUUGAAGAGAUUGUGGAGAUUAUUGGGAGUGAAAAUGAGAAUGCAGGGAAAGAUCAGUACUACUAUGACGAAGACCAUAUGGAGCCGGCAAAGCCACAGGAAAGUCCCGCAUCACGGCUAAAAAGGUUUCAGGAGGUAUCGAUACAUACAGUUCCGGAAGAUAUACUAUUUCCCAUUGUAACACUUCCGGAAUGGGAAUCAGAGGAAUUGCUAGAACACAGUGAAGAGAAGGAGUGCAUGACGAGAGUCUCAAAGAAGCUCUCACAGGUUAAUAGAAGUGUGUUUAUGAUGGGGUGGGAGAAGGGUUAUACCACUGUCACAAGUAAUAGGACGGUUGCGAAGUUGAUUGAGGGGCAGGUAGGGGAUGGGGAGAAGGGUCCGGAUUUGUUCGUGCUGGACACGGCGAGGAGUCUAGUAGGGAAAGCAAAGAGGAUUGAGAAGAAGGACCUGGAGUAA
Molecule: messenger RNA, 2109 nt
Organism: Morchella importuna
Lineage: Eukaryota; Fungi; Ascomycota; Pezizomycetes; Pezizales; Morchellaceae
Exons: 9
Coding region: 1-2109 (702 amino acids)
Source: RefSeq, a predicted model, not a curated record